AUGGAAAAUGAAACAAGGAUUUCAAUUCUGUGAUCUAUGCGGGUAACCUCACAAUGGGGCGAAAACAAAGUUCGACUGCAUCGAGAUGUGGUUCUUAUCGUUAAUUUGUUACUUGGCGCUAAUGGCGCAGGUGAUUUUCAUCACGAUAUCGAUAGCCGCGGGACUGUACUACUUAGCCGAAUUGGUAGAAGAAUACACGAGCUACGCGAAAAAGGUGAUUUGGUGGAUGAACGCGAGCGUCACUGUGUUAUAUGUACUUUUAUGGUUGCUGGAGAGUUUUCCGCAUACUUUAAUCAUAUGCGGCAUCCUCGCUCAAAUCGCACAUUUCGUGAUAUUAUCAAGCUUCCCGGUCGUGGCGGUGGCCUCACCGGCACUAAUACUCAGUGUGAUAUUAGUUUUCGUUAACCAUUACUUAGCAUUUAGUUAUUUUGCAUCAACAUACCACCCAUUCUCUGAGGUUAUAGCGUACUUUACAUUGUACCUGUGGCUGGUGCCGUUUGCUUUAUUCGUUUCAUUAUCAGCGAACGACAACGUAUUACCGACGAUCGCGGAAAGAACAGACGCCGACGUCGUUUCGAAUUAUUUAUCAAAACGAAGCAAAAAAUACGGUCUGUUGACCUUCUUCAACUACGCCAAAGAAUCCCUGUUGCCUAUAAGGGUGAAAAAAGGCUUCUAAAGGCCCUAAUUAUCAGCAACAUC
Cylas formicarius (sweet potato weevil) is the source of this 699-nucleotide messenger RNA. Its product is annotated as protein TEX261. Gene Ontology annotation, biological process: endoplasmic reticulum to Golgi vesicle-mediated transport. The record is from RefSeq and is a predicted model, not a curated record. Bases 86 to 676 code for a protein of 196 amino acids. The transcript has 5 exons. Gene Ontology annotation, molecular function: COPII receptor activity. Gene Ontology annotation, cellular component: endoplasmic reticulum membrane; Golgi membrane; COPII-coated ER to Golgi transport vesicle. Lineage: Eukaryota; Metazoa; Arthropoda; Insecta; Coleoptera; Brentidae.